Kwoniella shivajii is the source of this 1293-nucleotide messenger RNA. RefSeq lists its product as uncharacterized. The record is from RefSeq and is a predicted model, not a curated record. NCBI's taxonomy places the organism in Eukaryota, Fungi, Basidiomycota, Tremellomycetes, Tremellales, Cryptococcaceae. Bases 1 to 1293 code for a protein of 430 amino acids. The transcript is spliced from 2 exons.
AUGCCUCGGCAAGAGAGGCUGGUAGAGAUCGUAAUGCCCGAACCACUCGCUUCCCAAUCAGCUCAAGAUAGCGAAGUAAAGCUUGAUGCCCAGAAGCCUCGUCGUCGCGGUUCGAUUAGUUCUAUCGCUUCUGCCGCUUCAUUGUCCUUUGGCCGCCGGCGUAGCGCUAGCAUCAACAUAGAGCCAAAAGUUGAAGCCCCAUCUGGUAUACUAUCUGGUAAAGCGGCUCUACCACCAGUUAGCUAUCCGGCUGCGAAACGUUACGGCUUCAAACGGCAUGGCGAGCCUACUCGAUCACGCACGUCUUCCGAGUCCGGUCGACCUGGAUCUAUUUUCUCGGUACAGAGCAAUCCCUCAAUCUCAGCUCACCAACGCGUAUCCAGCGUUUACAGUGGACGUCAGUCGUUCGCUAUAGACCGAAACGCGCCGCCGAUACCAAGUUUCCCUGCUGAAUUACCAAUGCCACCUCCUAUUGGUGGAGGUCAUCGAUCUAGCUUUGCAAGCAGCGAUGCCAGCCGUCGGUCCGAUCACGGUGGAUCCUCUCCUGUAAGCAGCGGCUACAAUCCGAGAAGAGAAGUUUACACUCCACCUCCUAACCGCACCGAGCCAACUUUUGAACGUCCGAUCCCUUUCACAUUCGGUCGAUCUCCAAUACUACGAGUAUUCGUCCCGCUUUCCGAACGUGUCCAGCGCUGGCCUUCGGCUGAGGGCGCCGCAACGGCUGUGAAAGAACUGGAGAAAUGCGGUGCUUUAAGAAGGAUGAAGCUCGGUGAUUUGGUGGUCAACACAGCGAUCCGGAAACCGAAAACCACUGAACAUGUUCUGCUUUUUGUUCCGUUUAUCAGGCAUCUGCUCGUUCCUCUGGAAUAUACCUUUUCUCCGACUGGUCAUCUGCCUAUGUAUGUGAAUGGCUUUCACGUUCCCCCUUCAUAUUAUUACCCGUUUUUACCCACACCCCAGAUCGUAUAUCUCGACCUCACGCCAUUUGCCAAUCAAGUGAUACAAUCUAUACGACUUGCGUACGACCGAAGGGAUGUGACCGUAGCUUCCGGCGCACGGUUGACCGCGAAGCGCUAUCUACAUGUAGCUGGGUUUGAAAUACGGCCAGAGCAUGUGGUUGCUCCUGAAUGGCACGGUAUGGUGUCUUUAGAGGCUGAAGGAACGGCAGAAGGGAAACAAGAUAUUGAGAAACGCUUGGUCGGCGGGAAUUUACAUCCCUGGGAGGUAGUGAGGGACAAAAGCAUGAUAGGCACAAUCUGGCUGCGACUUGUCAAACAGGAGAUGCAGUCUUAA